AAGUGUGGACCGGAAACAUUCCUCGUCAGGCUGGCUGAGCUCGGCUAACAUGAUCCUUGUGAGUUCCGGGCAUGGGGGUGCAUGGGGGAAACAUGGCCGCCGUAGACCCGUCGGAGUCUCCAAAAAGACAGAAAUCCCUGCCGGAGGAGGUGAACACAUCUGGGGAGAAGGCCGGCGCGGUGGAGUCGAGAUGCGGCUUAAAUCAGAAAGAUGAACCGAGGCACAAUAAGCCCGCGGAGAGCCCCGCCGAUGAGCAGCGAGCGGGGGACGACGGCUCGUGUGUUGCCAGCCAUUCGGGGGUUCGUGUCGAGUCCAGUGCUGGAGUCGGACAAAAGACAUGCAAUUCACCAGAGGACUUAACAUCGGCUGAAAAAAUGGCCGAGGCUCGUGGCGGCGAGCGACGGGCUUUCGACUGGUCCGAAACCGAAGACCGGGAGGCGAAAACGCGCGCGGAGGGAAACGGUACGUGCGACCCCAGCAGCGCCACAGAGAGUGCUGGAGGGAUGCAGCGGGACGCACGCGUUGACGAUAACGUUACGGCUGAUGCGGAGCGGAUCAAGGAGAAGGAGACAUCGCAUCCCGAGGAGGAGGAGAUGAAGAAGGAGGAGGAGGAGGAGAAGAAGAGCGCAGAGACGGGACCGGUCGAGGAGUUGGCGGGAGAUGUGGGCGCCGUAGAGGAGGUGGCAGGAAACGAGGCAGACCGAGGAGAGGACGCGAACUCUACAGCGAAGCCCAAAAAGUGCCGUUUAGUGUGCAAGGAGUGCGGGAAGAGGUUCACCCGCCGAGAGACGUUCAACCUCCACCGUCACUUACACGAGGACGAGCUCACGCCCCUCACCUGUAAAGAAUGCGGCCUGACCUUUCAGCACCGCAGCAGCCUCAUCAAACACAGGAAUGAACAUAAAGAGAAGGAGGAAGUCAUCGUUCCUCCGAAGAAGGCGACGCAAACCAAGACGGAGGGACGUUUUCAAUGUGCAGAGUGCGAGGUGAUCUUCUCCAUGGUGGACAAGCUGAGGGACCACAGCUGCUGCAACGUCGUGGAGAAGCCGUACCACUGCCCCCUGUGCCGCCAAGAGUUCCAGUUCAAGGUGUCCGUCACGAAGCACAUGAUGCUCCACUCCCAGGACAGCAUCUUCACGUGCCGGGAGUGUGGUCAGACGUUCCCAAACAGCAUGUCCCUGCGCUACCACCAGCGAUGUCACGCCGCCCUGAAACCCUACGAAUGCCCGAAGUGCGGCCUAGUUUUCAAACAUUACUCCGUCAUGGAAGACCACCGGCGCAAGCACACCGACCACAUGCGCUCUCACCUGUGCAACAUCUGUGGCAAGACCUUCAAGUACAGCAGCCUCCUCCAUCAGCAUCAGUACCUGCACACCGGCCAGAAGCCCUUCCGCUGCCCUGAAUGUGGCAGACGGUUUGCCUUUGCCCAGAACAUGAAGGCGCACUGCCGCCAGCACAGACUGCUCAAAAACAAGCGCUCCGCUCAGCAGCCGUGCCAACCAGCCCCGACGUCGGCACAAGAGGCAGUUCGAGGGCCGGGAAAAGAGAACGCGCACCAGAGCGAUGACCCGAAACAGACUUUCGACUGCCCCCUUUGCCCCGAGACCGACUUUGUGCCAGCUAACCUGAGAGCCCACAUGCUUGUUCACGAGGCGGAGCAUGAGACGCUGGAGAGGACCCACAAACCUCCAAAGGAGGAUAACAAGAUGUGGGAAAAAGGACACACUUGUCCCCACUGCCCGUCUGUCUAUUAUGACGAAUCUAGUUUAGAUAUGCAUCUGUCGAGCGUCCACAAUUCUGUCGCACAGCCCUUAGAAAAGACGGCAAAACCGUCUAAAAAUCUAUUAACUCCGUUAAGCAGCGAUAAUGUGCAGGGCAAGUGGAGAAGCGAUGGCAUCAGUCUCAAAUCGUACAAGUGCUCCGAGUGUGGAAAGACCUUCCGCCACCGUUCCGUGUUGGAGCUGCACAUGCGCAUACAUUCCAAGGACAGGCCGUACCAGUGCAAAGUGUGCGGCAAGGGCUUUAGAUUCAGCAGCUACUUGCAGCAACACGGCAUCAUCCACACGGGCCAGAAGCCGUACAAAUGUCCCGACUGUGGGAAGGACUUUGCCUUCCUGCAGAACAUGAAAACGCACCAAAAGCUGCACCAGGAGAAACCGUUCCGCUGCACCAGCUGCCGCAAAGGCUACAGCGACGAGACGCAACUCCAGCAGCACAUGUUGUCGCACAGCGGCGACAAACCGCACAAGUGUGAGCUGUGUGACAAGAGCUUCGGAUUGGCCUAUCUGCUCCGGGACCACAUGAACACGCACACGGGAGACCGGCCCCAUCGGUGCGAGGAGUGCGACAAGAGCUUCUCUUGGUUCAGCAGCCUGCUCGUGCACCAGAAGACCCACGCUCGCAAGCCCCCGGGUUUCCCUCCGUUUAAUUAUCUCCCGCCGGCUGCUCGGAUGCGAGGCCGAGGCAGCCGGGUGAGGAGAGGGGGGAGGCUCACGUGGGGCUGGUCCAGACCAUUGGGAAGCUCCGGAAUGGUCAGCCCGCAGCAGCCUCCGUGUCCAGUUUCUCCACUGAGAGGUGCCGAGUUGCACAGGCUGGCGGGCCGGCCACAGCCUCCCGUGCUCGCACCGCGCACGGACUCCCAAGGCCGGCGGCAGAAGGAGCUACCCCGUCAGCCGAAGCAGUGGAAAGUGGACGGCGGCGAGGUGAUGCUCGCCUCAUCGUCGGAGCAGCAGCAGCGCGUAGCUCCGCAGCAGACGCCGUUUGACAGCCCGCCACAGCCCGGCCUGCAGAGGGGUCCGGGCAGCGCAGAUAGCCCUUUGAUAACUCAGUCUGGCCCCACAUCUGCUCAGAGUUCCGAGUCAUUGCUCAUGAAAGAGACUGCAGCUGCGUUUGUCAGCUCCCUCAAGACGGCCGCGCCAAACAAAUCCGGCACGACAACAGUGAGUGAGAUGCAGCAGCGCCGGCCUGUUUCUUUGGCUAACGCGCACACAUCCACAGCGCUCGCCUCCACCAGCUCUUUGCAACAUGAUUUUUCUGUUCCUUUGUCCUACAUAGACGGGGGAGCUCUGUGGAGCAUAAGACCGUCUCUUCUAGCAAGUUCACAGGGCUCUCCAAACAAGGUUGGUCAAGCACUUCAGCUGCAGAGAUGGGUGGGUGCCCCAGUGGCGAUUCAAAAGGCGCCAUCCACGCCUCCUAAAAAAGUGGAAACGGGAGGGAGGGACAUUAGUAAUCCUCAAGUAAUGCCGCCGACUGUUAGCCAGCCAGAGAAGCCGGGCUGUGAGCAGCAGACGCAGCGGGUUUCAGGCUCAGCAGGCGUGUCCACCGCAGCUCAGAUGGACCAAAGCAGUGCGACGCCAAUUUCAACCCCCGUCUCCCACGGGGUAGGAAUUCCAAAGACUACAAACCCUGAGAAAUUGGCAAAUGCUCAAGAUGUUCAGCUGCAGCUAAAGCAGGCGUCGACUGCCAGGCCCAGUGGACAGAGUCCCACAACGACACAGAAGGUUCCCGUCUCCAUUCAGUACGAGCCUCGCCGUUUCGGCCCUGGGUUGGGAACGCCAGUAUGGGGCUUCCAAAGUAACCAACCGCUGCAACUCCAACCAGGGAACGGACUGGCGCUGCAGCAACAGCCAAUAGUCACGGGCACGCAAAUCAUCAUAAAUCAGCAUUUCACACCUCCACUUGCUCCGCUCCCGCCUCUUGCCGUGCCCGGCCCACAUCCUCUUCAAUCUGUCACACUUUCAAGACCCCCACCGUCGACUAUAUUCUUCACACCACGGGCGGUAGUGAGCGAAAGGCCAAACCUGACGCAGACCCUGCCCCUACCUCAGCCUGCCCCCCGGACAGAACCUCACAAACUCGGACCCCGUUUGCCUUUGGUCCCAGAACGGCUUCUCCAGUGCAUGAUAUGUGGCUGUUCUCUUCCCCGGGAGGUCGAUCUACAAAUGCAUUAUUUGCAACAUGCACAAGGAAAGAUUUGACAUUUCCACCCUGACAACAAGACUGUGUUUUUAUUUUGUAUACGUUUUACUGAAUGGAACCUAAUUUAUUUGCCCCUCAAUUGUGCAGUUUGACCAGUUGAGUGAAGUGGGUAUUCGAAUAAAACAAAUUAAGUAAUAUGUAUUUGAUCUAAACACUUUAAUCACAUUUAAGGUUCAGCACCAAAUUCGAUUUCACAGGUUUGUAAUAAAGGGUGUAUACACACGCCAUUCAAUUAGUUUCCCACCCUUUUUAAAUGCAGAUAAGUUAUCCAAAUAUCUGGUUUAAGCAACUUCUGAGGGGUGUAGAUUUAUGGGGUUCUGUGGUCUAUAUUGCAUUUAUUGCAAAUGGCAUUUAGAUUUGCAUAAUAUUAGUACUUUUAUAGUUAUGUUCAUAUGUCCUGAAGCAUUUUAGCUGUUUCUUCCUGUACAGUAUGUUGUGUGCCUUUUAUGAGUACAGUCUGCAUGUCUUGAUAUUCUAGGCCUAGUUUGUGCUUGAGGUCGACUCAAUGUGACCUCACUCCCAAACCCCAGAGCAACUCUUUUCUAAGAUACCUUAAAGACAUGUACGUUUUUUCUUUUGAGGAGGAGAGGAUGGGGUGGUAGUGUUCGCCUAUUACAUGUCAGGACAUCCUGACUACGGACACCACGGCCCUGUGCAAACUGUGAUAGUUAUGUGUUACAUAAAGGUCAUUUUACAGUAAGAGUUCUCUGUAAAUUGAACUGUGAUUAUUGUUAACGGAGAAAGUGUCAUUGCAAAAUGAUUUAUCACACUGUUAUCAAAUAGUGCAUUUUGUAUUAAAUUAGUCAUUAAUAUUUAUCAUAUUGACAAGACAAACUGAUGACAUAAAAUAUAGAUAUUUUGCUCCAAUCGGUCCUGUGAAAUUCAACUAAUUACUGGAAAUAUGUCAUGACUGAUGAGCUUUAAAAUAAGAUUUAAAACAGAUUCUGGGUGGCAGUACUUGGCACCUACUGUAAACUGAGUGUCAUGUAAUGUGUAUCUCUUUCCAGAAUGACUAUUUCAGAUUGGAAUGUACCCAUAUUUAUAAAGCUAAGUCCCCCUUUUGCAGUACAAUGCAAUGUAUUUUUUUGUGAAUACUGAAUGCUUUGAUUUUAUAACUGCAUAUUUAGCUGAAUACAGAAUCCCAUCUCCUCUGUUAUGACAAUGGACAUUUGAGUAGCUUUGAUGGCCCAAUAAUUGACUGAAAAUCAUUUCAACUGUAAAAUAAACACUUUUGUACAAA
This is a messenger RNA of Pseudoliparis swirei, 5218 nucleotides long. RefSeq lists its product as uncharacterized. Gene Ontology annotation, molecular function: DNA-binding transcription factor activity; RNA polymerase II cis-regulatory region sequence-specific DNA binding. The transcript has 2 exons. The coding region runs from base 72 to 3977 and encodes 1301 amino acids. Gene Ontology annotation, biological process: regulation of transcription by RNA polymerase II. NCBI's taxonomy places the organism in Eukaryota, Metazoa, Chordata, Actinopteri, Perciformes, Liparidae. The record is from RefSeq and is a predicted model, not a curated record.